CCCCCCCUCCCCCCCCGGUGGUCAGCUGACCGUCGGUCGGUCCGGUGACUGUCAAAUCGCUGACGCCUGCGCCUCCGUGACCCGGUUCCCGCAGCACCUGGCCGAGGCGGGUCUCCGUGUCGCCCCGUUACCGGAGCUCCUGGCCCGCGCCCCCGCCUGCUUUCAUCUGGAGGCCGGGGCAUUAGCAUAAAGCUAACCGAGCUCGUUGCACCGAGAGUCGGACCCAGAUUGGUCCCACUCCCGAGGCCGGUCUGCCGGUCACUUCUCCCCGGAGCCUUUGCCCCCCAUCCCGGGAGCACCAUGGCGGUGCUGGACAUCGCCAUGCAGGCGCUCGCUGUGUUCGGCUUCAUCCUGUUCUUCGUGCUGUGGCUGAUGCACUUCAUGUCCAUCGUCUAUGUGCGUCUCCAUCUCCACAAGAAAAGGUCAGAGGUCAAACAGCCGUUUGUGCAGCUGGUUGGAGUUUCCCUGCUGAAGCCGCUGAAGGGCGUCGACCCGAACCUGAUCUCCAACCUGGAGACCUUUUUCACACUGGACUACCCAAAGUACGAGAUCCUGCUGUGCGUCCAGGAUAAGGACGAUCCCGCCGUGGACGUUUGUAAAAAGCUUUUGGGCAAAUAUCCAAACGUCGACGCUCGACUGUUCAUCGGGGGAAAGAAAGUUGGAAUCAACCCCAAGAUCAACAACCUGAUGCCGGGCUACGAAGGAGCCAAGUACGAGCUGGUGUGGAUCUGUGACAGCGGCAUCCGAGUGAAACCCGACACCCUGACCGACAUGACCAAUCAGAUGACGGAGAAGGUGGGAUUGGUCCACGGGUUGCCGUAUGUCUCCGAUCGACAAGGAUUCGCCGCCACGCUGGAGCAGGUGUAUUUCGGGACGUCCCACCCUCGCUCGUACAUCUCUGCCAACGUGACGGGAAUAAAGUGUGUGACGGGGAUGUCGUGUCUCAUGAGGAAGGACGUGUUGGACCAGGCCGGCGGAUUGGUCGCCUUCGCUCAGUACAUCGCCGAGGAUUACUUCAUGGCCAAAGCCAUCGCUGACAGAGGCUGGAAGUUCUCCAUGGCAACGCAGGUGGCGCUGCAGAACUCUGGGUCGUACUCGAUUGGCCAGUUCCAGUCCCGAAUGAUCAGGUGGACCAAGUUGAGGAUCAAUAUGCUGCCCGGCACCGUGCUGGAGCCCGUCUCCGAGUGCUUCCUGGCGAGCCUCAUCAUUGGCUGGGCUGCUCACUACGUCUUCAGGUGGGACAUGAUGGUCUUCUUCAUGUGUCACUGUCUCGCCUGGUUUAUAUCGGACUACAUCCAGCUGACUGGCGUUCAGGGCGGCCCGCUGUGCUUCUCCAAACUGGACUUCGCCGUGGCCUGGUUCAUCCGGGAGUCCAUGGCGGUGCAGAUCUUCCUGUCGGCGCUGUGGGACCCGACCAUCAGCUGGAGGACCGGCCGGUACCGGCUGCGCUGCGGCGGCACCGCCGAGGAGAUCCUCGACGUGUAGUCGGCCAGAAACAGACUGUUUUUGUUUUUUAUGAGAGGAAAUGAAGUGUUUGUGUGUGUGUGUGCGUGUGUGUGUGUGUGCGUGCGUGCGCGUUUUUACCUAUUUAUGUUUUUUUGGUGCUAAAACUAAAUGAUGCCAGAACAAGCCAAUGAGAGCGCAGGAAGGAAGAGUGAGUGACGCGUCGCGCUGAAUCGUAUGAUCUUUGAUCUGAGCGGAAACGGCCAAUCAGGAGGAGGAAGAAGUCGUUCUCCUGAUCGGCUUGUGAGCGUUUAUUUCAUUGUUUUUGGAAGAUAAAAUAAUUACAAGUAAAUAGGACUUCAUGUUCAGAUAGAACAGAAGUCAGAGCGGCGACUCAUCAGUAUUCACAGGUGAUCUUCAGUGUUUAGUUCGGAAACAAACACUAAGUUGUGAUUAAUAUUCACAAAGA
This is a messenger RNA of Gasterosteus aculeatus aculeatus (three-spined stickleback), 1912 nucleotides long. RefSeq names its product UDP-glucose ceramide glucosyltransferase (gene ugcg). The record is from RefSeq and is a predicted model, not a curated record. Gene Ontology annotation, biological process: glucosylceramide biosynthetic process. Gene Ontology annotation, cellular component: membrane. Lineage: Eukaryota; Metazoa; Chordata; Actinopteri; Perciformes; Gasterosteidae. Gene Ontology annotation, molecular function: ceramide glucosyltransferase activity.